Selaginella moellendorffii is the source of this 624-nucleotide messenger RNA. Its product is annotated as pentatricopeptide repeat-containing protein At2g13600-like. NCBI's taxonomy places the organism in Eukaryota, Viridiplantae, Streptophyta, Lycopodiopsida, Selaginellales, Selaginellaceae. The record is from RefSeq and is a predicted model, not a curated record. Gene Ontology annotation, biological process: RNA modification. Gene Ontology annotation, molecular function: RNA binding; protein binding. The coding region runs from base 1 to 624 and encodes 207 amino acids. The transcript has a single exon.
AUGCUUUCGGUGUUUCGGCGGAAGCAUAAAGGAAUUUAUCGCCAUGCGAGAGAGAGAUGUUAUAUCGUGGAACGCCCUGCUUUGCUUGCAGCCUAUGCCCAGUGCGGGCAAAUGUCCAAGUGUGGCAAUUUGUUUGGAUGCAUGCCCGAGCGGGACGUGGUGUCGUGGACGGCAGUCAUCAGCGCCUACGCUCAAGCGGGCCAGCCGCAGAUGGCACUGCAGCUCUUCAACGAAAUGAACCUGGUGGGGCACCCGGAUGGCAUCUGUUUCGCGAGCGUUCUCGGGGCGUGGAGCCAUAGAGGAGCUGUGAGAGGCGGCUGCCACUGCUUCACGUCCAUGACUUGCGACUUUGGGCUUGUAGCGAGCGGGCAGCACUACAGCUGCAUGCUGAGCCUCUUGUGCAGUGCGGGACACUUGACCGACGCCCAAGCCUUGAUGGCCGCCAUGCCAUUCGCUCCGAGUGCCUUGGACUGGAGAUGCUUCGCAGCGGCGUGUCGGGGCGGCCAUUACAGCAGCAAGGAUGGCCUUGCCGUCGCGUCCCAGGCUGCCAUGCAAGCAGAGCCUGGUGUCGGUUCACCAUAUGUAAUGCUCUCUAACAUGUGUAGAGCGGCCACCGUGGUUUGA